CCUUGAUAAAACACAUGAUUUACACAUUUUUGUUGUCAAUUGUGUUAGAUUUCAAGUUUUAAAUUUCACUUUAUUUCACUUUGAUUUUAUUUGUUUGUCGGCGAAGAGAUGUCUUCGGCAAUGAUUGAUCCAACACUUCGACAACUGAUCGCCGAUUGCCAUCACUUUGAGGCCAUAAAGUUCGGCGACUUUGUGCUCAAGACUGGCAUUCAUUCACCCAUUUAUCUGGAUAUACGACCGAUGGUUAACAGACCUAAACCACUGAAACAAUUAAGUGAAUUGAUGUAUAAGAAGAUCAUAUCAAUGAACAUCACUCACGACCUGAUCUGUGGCGUCCCCUACUCUGCCCUAUCGAUCGCAUCGAGUAUUUGUGUCCAAAAGUUUGUUAAUAUGAUAACAAAGCGAAAGGAAAACAAAGACUACGGAACUAAACAAUUGAUUGAAGGCCAAUACAAACCGGGAGAUCAUGUGGUGAUAGUCGAAGACAUUAUAUCCAGCGGUUCCAGUAUUUUGGAGACCGUUAUUGCCUUAAGAAGUGCGGGUCUGGUAGUGACCGAUGCGAUCGUAUUCAUUGAUAGGCAACAAAAUGGUGUCAAUAAUAUGAAAGAGUAUGGCAUUGAUGUCCACAGUUUAAUUGACGUAAAGACAGCUCUGGAUGUGUUAGAAGAGGAGAAACGUAUUAAUGGCCACCAAAAGUCGGGUAUCAUUGAAUGGAUUGACGCAAAUCCGUUGCGGAUUAACGACGAUAUCGUAAACGAAUGGAAACUCUUAUGUCUUCAGAAUAAGACAUCAAAACUGUUGUCGUAUGAAGAAAGAUCUCAAUUACCAGAAACACAUCCGUUGUCUCAACAGUUGUUUAAACUUAUGGUCCGAAAGAAAAGUAAUCUAUGCGUUGCCGUCGAUUUGACCACCAGUAAAGAGAUCUUAGAUUUGGCCGAAAAGAUUGGUCCGUCGAUUGUUAUGCUUAAGCUUCACAUCGAUAUCGUUGAAGACUUUGAUCACAAGUUUAUUGAAGAAUUGACGGCAUUGGCCGCCGAACACGAGUUCUUCAUAUUCGAGGACCGAAAGUUUGCAGAUAUCGGGCAAACAGUUGGCCUACAGUUUACUAAAGGUGUUCAUCGGAUCAGUAGUUGGGCUCAUAUAGUGAACGCUCAUCUCGUUUCGGGUCCCGGAGUUCUGGAGGGACUCCGACAGGGAUUUGAAAAGGACAGUAAUCGGGGCUGUCUUUUGGUGGCCUCCAUGAGCACUAAGGAUAAUCUAAUGAACAGCGCGUUCCCGAAGAGUGCCUACAAGUGGUCCCAAAAAUACAAAGACUUUGUUAUUGGGUUCAUCUGUCAGUCCCGAGUGUCGGCCGACCAGCGAUUCAUUCACAUGACUCCCGGCGUCCACAUCGAUGUGUCGGGCGAUCCGUUGGGUCAGCAAUACGUCACUCCCGAGGAAGCGAUUAAGAAGAGGGGCGCAGAUGUGGUGAUUGUUGGCCGAGGCAUCACCGGUGCCUCCGAUCGCGAGUUUGACCACACUUUACAACUCUAUCAGAAGCGGGCUUUUGAAGCGUAUCUCAACCGAGACUCCGAUUAAUGAUAAGCUUAAGAGUUUUGAUGGCAAUUGUCUUAAGUUUUGUGAAACAAGUUUUCAAAGCGAACGUUAUUUUUGUAUUAUUUUGUCACACAAUAUAUGAAUGAGUUUUUUAUUUGUUUUGAAUAAACAUUUUUUGCGUGAA
Messenger RNA from Medioppia subpectinata, 1720 nucleotides. Lineage: Eukaryota; Metazoa; Arthropoda; Arachnida; Sarcoptiformes; Oppiidae. The record is from the annotation of a GenBank genome assembly.